AUGUGGAAAUAUUAUAUUGCUUUUAAACAACAAGUCAAUUGUAGAGAUAUUUUAAUGACGGCUUAUCAUACUUUAAUGUGCUUCUUUGAUUAUCUUUGUCGCAGGCUUCGUGAGGAAGGAAAAAUUGAAAUGAUCAAUCAACCUUAUGCUGAAUUGUUAAAUAAGAACAAUACAAUUUUAGAUGAUCUUUGUAGAGAUUUUGGUGGGGUUCCAGUUGAAUUAAAACAUUUUAAUGAACAUACUUUUUAUUAUAAAACUGAAGACUUAGUAAAACUAUUGAAAUCUAAACCAUCAGAUAAAGAUUACUUAGAUUAUCUUGAGGAAGCUUGUACAAAAAUAAUGGAAAAUUAUACAGAAGCUAUUUUAAAUGAACGCCUUCUAAAUGAAACAAUAUUUCUGGACCUAGAUAUUUCAAGAGACAAAGUUGAUGUUAUUGAUACUAAUGCAAGCUUAAUGUUAUCCUCUAAUGGCCAUCCACCACCACCGAAAGGACCUAAUUUUAUGUCAAAUCAAUCAUUGGAAGGACUGCUUUCAUCUAUUCAGAAAGGUAAAGCUAGAACUCCUCUUUUAACAAAAACAUUAUACUUUGAUAGUGAAAGUGGUUGUCCAACAACACCAUUUUCAGCAGCAAACUAUAAAAGAACACAAUUAGCAAUGCUUAUAGAUCAAUAUCCUCCUCGUCCAUCAAAGUAUCUUGAAGAUUUACUUGACCAAUUUCCAGAUAAACCAAAAGAUUUUAUUGUAAACCUUUUUACAAGACUUAGUGAGAGGUUUUGUUCAAUUGUUAAAGAGGAGUGCAGAGGGGAUGUAACUUUUGAUGACCAAAUAACUGAUUAUGCUGAUGAAAGAACAACAAGUAUUUUAGCUUUGUGUUUUAGGGUUCUUGAAUCUCUUGUUACCAGAGAAAGACAAAUAAUUCAAGAUCCAAAUUCGGAGUAUUGGAAAAUAAUGUCUCAAGAAAAUUUUAUACGAAGUGUAUUUAAUGUAGCACUUGAACUGGUGUUAUGUGCUCACAACAGUUUACGUGAUUUUCCUUGGAGUCUGCGGGUAACAGAACUUCAAGCAAUAAAUUUUUCAAGAAUUAUUGAAUUAGUCAUAAAAGCAAAUGAUCAUUUAGCACGUGAAUUUGUCAAACAUCUUAACAUUAUUGAAGAAAAGAUUUUGGAAGAACUUGCCUGGACAAAAGAUUCGCCUAUUUGGAAAGUUGUUGAUGAUGGUCCAACAAAUUUUCCAUCCAGUUAUUCAGUUCAAUAUCAGGCUGGUGAUUCGUCUUUAAGUGAAAUAGAUAGACGACAGAUGAAAGAUUAUGAAGAUUUAGUGAAAAAUAGAGAAAAAGAGGCUGUAUCUGUUGAACCACCAUCAAUUACUCAAAAUACAAAGAUUUUUGUAAGAAAGUUUUAUUAUUUAGCAGCAAUUCGGGUUGUUCACCUCUGUGAACGUCUUUCUUUUAACGAGGAAAAUAAACUAAAGAUAUGGAAUUGUAUUGAAUAUUUAUUUAGAAAUCAUAUUACAAUGCUUAGGAGUAGGCACUUAGACCAAAUUAUUCUAUGUUGCUGUUAUGUUGUGGCUAAAGUCGGAAGGUUAGAAAUGACUUUUAACGAUAUUCUUGGAGCGUAUCGUCUUCAACCACAAGCUUGCCAAGCUAUUAUCAAACAUGUUUUAAUGGAACCUGGACAGAAUUCUGGACCAGAUGAAAUACAGAGAGAUCCGAGAGAUUUUGAAGGAAGAAGAUAUAAUCCAAAUGACAUUCUACCCGGUAAGCGUGGGCAUCUAAUAAGUUUCUACAAUAAAAUCUUUAUCGAAAACAUGGCUGAUAUUGCUAAUAAAAUGAGGAAAGCUGAUGAUAAAAUAAAAUCAAGAAUUGUUCCAUUUCCUCCUCUUCGUCAAAACCCACUAUCUCCACGAAAACAAUUAACUGAACAUAUUACCAUAGUUCCACAAAGAAAUCGUGAUCCCAGUAAUCUCCAACAACCACAACAAGAAAAAAAAACUAACGUUUACAUGUAUACUUUCUAUCAGUCUCCAUCAAAGGAUCUUGAUACUAUUAACAAGAAAGUACGCGAUGCUGGUUCAAAUUUUAAUGCCAGAACAACAUAG
Strongyloides ratti is the source of this 2097-nucleotide messenger RNA. RefSeq names its product Retinoblastoma family protein. The record is from RefSeq and is a predicted model, not a curated record. NCBI's taxonomy places the organism in Eukaryota, Metazoa, Nematoda, Chromadorea, Rhabditida, Strongyloididae. The transcript has 2 exons. Gene Ontology annotation, biological process: regulation of transcription by RNA polymerase II; negative regulation of G1/S transition of mitotic cell cycle; cell differentiation. Gene Ontology annotation, molecular function: RNA polymerase II transcription regulatory region sequence-specific DNA binding. Gene Ontology annotation, cellular component: chromatin; transcription regulator complex; nucleus. The coding region runs from base 1 to 2097 and encodes 698 amino acids.